CAAUUAUGGAAUCGACUUAUGAACCAAAACUUCCAGAAGAUGAGACUCUAUCUAAAUUUUGGGAUGGACUGUCUAUGUGCCCAGGAAAGGACAACCUACACCUCGUACUUAAUAACAAAUACUAUCAUAUUGGGAAAGAUAAGAAAAAUACUCCAAGGCAAUCCCAGAAGGGAAAAUUAUCGAAAACGGAGUGGUUCGAAAGCCUAGAGAUUGUAGAAAGAGUUGAAGCAAUUUCCACAAUCGUUCAUGAAAAUUACCAAAUUCUGCAGGCUCUUAGAAAUGAUAUCCGUAAGCUAGAGAAUAAACAAUACAAUUCCAGUUCCUCGCAUGCUAGUCAAGACUACGAUGAUGAUAAUGACCAUGAGGGUAUUUCACCAGGAAGCUCUCUUCAGAACUGGGAGGUUGUCAUACCUCCUGAACUUCCUGGAUGAAUGCAUGAGAUUAUCCAAAAACUUACAUUUUUAGAUACGAAAUACCCUGAAGACACAAUAACCGUUCAAGAAGAUCUUGUAGCUGAUCCUUUAGAGUUCUUCCAUACCAUAAAAACAGCUUGGGAGGAACUUGAGGAUUCUGAUGAGAAUAUUUCAGGGAAUAAUCUCAAGCUCAAGAAAAUGCUAAGAUUGACCUUCGGAGAUAAUUUUAACGAGGGAUCUAAAAUGUUAUGAGGAAAAAUCCUAUGACUAAUAGAAAUAGCUCUACAUAAUUCUUAUUCAAGAGCUAUUAAUGAUAAGCGGAACUAUAAUCCUAAAUCCUUUCUAGAUCCUGGUGAAGCAAAUUGGAGAAAGACCGAGAAAAUCUUCCUCGAAUACUUAGAUCUGAAGGAUGAAAUCUUGCACUUCAUUAAAGAUACCCAGUCUGAUGAUGCAGAAGCAGAUGAAUACUUGAAGACUGAGGAAGCACUUGCCGCUUAUAAUGUACAUGAUCUGAAGAAACCUCCAAAGAAUUGCACUGAUAGGGAUGACAUCCAAUUUUAUAAUGAAAUUAAAUCAAUGAUUCUGAGGGAUAUUAAGGAAUAUAGAACUCACCUCAUUACUAUGAUAAGGCCAUGCGGAGAUGCUCAAAAGGGAUACAAAAUAUUCCGAACUCAGAAGGAAUUGUAUCAGAUUAUCAACGAAUCAAGGAUCUUUCAAAAUAACAGAUAUUCAGAUGACAGAAUUCGGCAGUUCGCAAGAUAUCUUUUUGAUAAACUUACAAAGAAAGGAGAUGAUAAAAUGGCUGAGAUGCUUGUCCUAGAAUUUCUUGAGGAAGAAACCAAGAAAGAAGAACCCUCAAAGGGAAGAAAAAGAAAUAAAAACAAGCAGGCAAAUCAACAAAAGAAGGACAAAGUUUGCAAACAGGAGACUCAGACCCAGAAAAAUCAAUCUAAUCCUAAUAACCAGAAGCAGAAGAGCAAAGCAUCUCCUUCUCAAAAGAGUAAGAAGAACCCAGUAGAAAUCGAGAAGAAAUUGGCAGAUGAGCUUACCGCAACAGAAAGAUCUAGUAAAAUUGACCAUGAUAAUGACCUCCUAGAAACAGACAAGCAACAGUAUAUUGACGAUGGAUCUGUAAAUGGAGCCAUAAAGGACCUUGAAAAUAUCAUGGUUCAAGAAACCAAGAGUGAAUGAGAGAAGGAAGACGAGUACAAGCUCGAAAAGGAUCUCAAAGACUCAAAGGCUCAUCAUGAUGGAGACAAGCUAGACCCGUACCUUUUCACCAAAAAUAAGAUAGAGAAAGAGCAAAUCAAGAUCAGCUCACUUUCUACAAAAGAGUGUGAUAAGAUCGGAAAUGCUGCUACUAAUUCCGGUAGUGAGGAAAUCAAUUUUGAAAGCAAAACACAUAAAAAUAAUAAAAAGCAAGAAGUUACAGAGAAAAUCAUAACACAAAAGAAACCUGAAAAUAAGAAGAGCAAAAUCUUAAAUUCACCCAAAAGUGAGUCUAAUAACUGUAUUUCUCACUCAUCUGAAGUUGUGAGUCUUCACUCAGAAGAAAAGAGAUUAAAGAAUGAGCAGACUCCUGAAUCUCCAUCCAAGAUGUGCAAGGUAGAUAACCAAAGAAGAGACCAAAAUGAUUUUAAGAGCAAGAAGCAAAAUAAGAGCAAAAAGGGAAAGCAAAAUAAAAAUAAGAACAAGAAAAACAAGAAACAGCAGAACCAAAAACAGCAAAAUCAGAAACAACAGCAGAAGAAAAAGAUGAAUACUUCUAAGAAGGAUGGAUCUGAGAAGGAAUCUCAAAAAUCUGACAUCGAUGCUCCUCUUCUCUCUAAGGCAAAGACUCAUGAUUGACCACAGACACCUCAGAAGGCACUUGAUGAGGAGCCUGAUGCUUCUGGCAUGAGAAGUUUUGCUAAAAAUUCUGGCAAGGAACCUCCGAAAGGAGCUAACUAUUCUCCUCGUAAGGGGAGUAAUAAGCCGCCACAAUACUUCAACAAGAAAUUGAAUGAGAACUCAGAAAUAUCUGAAAAGCACUCGCUAAGAAGUUCUGGAUCUUUUAAAGAUGAUGUGGAGCUUUCAAAAUCUAAAUCUCAAAGUUUUCAAACUAAAAGUUAUGAGAGCCGGAGUUUUAAGAGCAGCCACAAAGAUCAUACUGGACUUGAACAACCUCUCUAUGAUGAGGAAACAAAAGGUGAAAGCAUUGAUGGAUCAUUUGAUAAGUUCACAAAACACGCUAAUUAUCAACCAGAAGCUCAAAAUCAUCAGCAGAUGAUGCAAAUGCAAAUGAAUCAGGAAUGAUAUGCUCAGCCAGAGAUGUCUCAAGGUCUUGAUCAGAACAUGCCUGCUUAUGCUUACCCGUUUGGUAGCUAUCAUCCUCCUCAGCCUAUGUAUAAUGAGGCUUACAACCAAAUGAACGACCCGACUUAUAGGCAAUAUAUCUCAAAGCAAAUUAUGGAUGAGACCACUAACAUCACUCUAUACUCAGAUCUCAUUCAGAAGUACAGGCUUGGUAUCAAAAAGGAGAUCGAGAAGGUUGCCAAGGAAGCUUUUGGCCAAUUCCAUAAAAGAGUAGAAGCCCACAUUUAUGGCUCAGUCGCUACCGAGCUCGCUUUGCCAGAAAGUGAUAUGGACGUCAUGAUUACAGGAGUCAAUAGUUUUGGAAGCUCACAAGUUCAUUCUGAAAAUAUUACAGAGAUGCAUAAUGCAUUGAAGGAAUACUUUGAUGAAGAGAUUCUUAUCAGCUCAGCUAGUAUUUUAAAUACCCAAGUGCCUAUUAUUAAGCUCAAAUUUAAUUUGGAAAAGUAUUAUGAAGUUCACGACAACAAAGGUGAUAUCUUUGUACCAUUUAUAAACUUUGCUUCCACUGAUGCCAGUGGAUCUAGUCUGAAGGAGCUCUCGGUAGAUAUCAGCAUGAGUGAUAGCUAUGAAGGUGCCCAUAUGAGUUUGAAGCAAAGUGCAUUUGUUAAGGAAAAGCUUGAGCAAUACCCCGUCCUCCGUCCCGUAUGUUUAACACUCAAGAAACUACUCAUUGCUAAUGGGUAUAAUGAUCCAUAUACAGGUGGUCUUGGCUCAUAUGGAUUAUUUAUCAUGCUCUAUGCUGCUCUCUGAUUUGAAAAUAUGAACUCAGACGAGAUGUUCCAACAAGAAGCGACGUACAAAGGGCGAUUAUUUAUUUACUUCUUCUCAAUGUAUUCUCCAGAGUUUGAUGUAGAAAAUAAGUGAAUUUUCUUCUUCCCGGACGGUAUGCCAAUAGUAGUUGAUAAAUUUGGUAAAAUUCCAGGCGCUAACAGUAAGUUACUCUGAGUAUACGACCCAACAGAUAACAAAAGUAAUAUAACCUCAAAGGCUUUCCGGAUAAAGGAAAUACAGGAAUGGUUUAAGUCCAUUAAAGAGAAAAUGACAUGAAAAUAAUGAAUAAUUUCAUUUCUGU
This is a messenger RNA of Moneuplotes crassus, 3840 nucleotides long. The record is from the annotation of a GenBank genome assembly. Lineage: Eukaryota; Ciliophora; Spirotrichea; Euplotida; Euplotidae.